ACAGCCGUUUGCGCAUCCGAGCCUACCGCGCAGCAGAACGGCCAAGCCCGAAGCCACUAAAAAAUUCGGAGACUCAGCGGGAAAGCCGAGCGGGCCAAUGGAAGAAGGGAAGAGGAGUGCGGCGGUAGUAGUGUAGUGGCGUGGUAGUAGUGUGCUAGUGCUCGCAAAGCAGAGAGCGUAGGCGAGAGAAUUGAUUGAUUACUCCCACAGUCCCACCACGUCUUCUCCACCUCCGACCCACCCGUCCUCGCGAAGCCACCAUCAUUGCCGCCAUCGCCGCAAGAUCCGAGCUCACUGCUGCUCGUUGCUUAGUUUCUUAAGUGCUUCGCUUCUCGGCGAAGUGUUGCGGUUGUGGUACUGGAGUGGAGUGGCGGUACGUGUGCUGAAGUAGUACCCACCACCACCUCCAUUAAAGGCGCUCACGCGCCGCCUCCGCCUCCACGAGAAAGCGAGGCGAGAGAGUGAGGACGUACUCCUUCUCACUUCCUCCUCUCACGGGGGCAGCCACGUACAAAGGCAGCUGCUUGCCAACGCCCGCCCAGCACCCCCUCGCCGCACCACCCCACGCCGCGCACCUUUAAAGAGAGCGCGCCACCUUAAAGAGGCCGGGGCGGCUCGCGUGAAAGCAGAGGAGCGAGAAUGGCGGCGACUGCGCGGCUCGGCGCUGUCGUGGCGUGCGUCAUCUUGGCGGUCGUGGUGGUGGCGCCGCGGCCGGCGGCGGGGAUCCUCGACCCCGUGGACUUCCUGGCGCUGCAGGCGGUGCGGCGGUCGCUGGAGGACAUGCCCGGGUCCGCGUUCUUCGACGGGUGGGACUUCACCGCCGACCCGUGCGGGUUCCCCGGCGUGUUCUGCGACGGGGACAGGGUGGCGGCGCUCGCGCUCGGUGACCCCCGGGCGGGGUCGCCGGGUCUGACGGGGCGGCUCGAUCCGGCUCUCGGCCAGCUGUCCGCGCUCACCGAGCUCUCGCUCGUGCCUGGGCGCGUGGAGGGGGAGCUACCGGCGUCGCUCGCCGCGUGCUCGAACCUCCGGUUCCUGGCCGUCAGCAAGAACCUCAUCUCCGGCACGAUACCGGACGGCAUCGGCGCGCUGUCCAACCUCCGGACGCUCGACGUUAGCUUCAACCAGAUCUCCGGCGCCAUCCCGCCGUCCAUCGCCGGGUUGCCGUCGAUCACCAACCUCAUCCUCUGCCACAACCAGCUCACCGGCGGGAUCCCGUCGUUCCCGGGCUCGUCCUCGCUCCUCCGACUGGACCUCAAGCACAACGCUCUCUUCGGCGGCGUGCCCGCACUCCCGGCAGGGCUGCAGUACCUCUCGCUCUCGGCGAACCAGCUCACCGGCACGGUCGACUCCGUUCUGCCCUGGCUGACACGGCUCAACUUCCUCGACCUCAGCAUGAACCAGCUCGAGGGACCGAUCCCGCCGUCGGUGUUCGCAUUGCCGCUGUCCGUGCUGCAGCUGCAACGCAACUUCUUCGCGGGCCCCGUCCAGCCGUCCAACGACGUGACAAUCCCGGUGGUGGACCUGAGCUACAACCGCUUCUAUGGCCAGCUCUCGCCGCUCCUCGCGGGCGUCGGGCAGCUGUACCUGAACAACAACCGGUUCACUGGCCAGGUGCCGGCGCGGCUGGUGCAGGAGCUGGUGGGCUCCGGCGGGCUGCAGCUGCUGUACCUGCAGCACAACUUCCUGACCGGCAUCGAGAUAUCGCCGGCGUCGUCGCUCCCGUCCAGCGUCUCGCUCUGCCUGAUGUACAACUGCAUGGUGCCGCCGGUGUACGCGCCUUGCCCGAUCAAGGCCGGGUCGCAGAACACGCGGCCAGCCGACCAGUGCCCCGAGUGGAGGGGCUGAGCUGUGACUCAUCGUGCAAGAACAAAGACAAUGCCAAUGCCGGAUCGCCUCGGAUCGGUCGGAAUCGCCGAAAGCAGAAGAACAGUGGAGAUUGCAAAAGGGUGGUCUCUGAAUUCUUUGAUUGAAUUGUUCAGUUACCAGUGUUCUUUCUUAUUCUUUUUUUUUUUUUUGGUUGGGGGAGGAUAGUUACAGACAAGUAAGUGCUUCAAUAAUCAGGAUUUACAGGUGUAAGUUUUUUGUUUAGUUGGUGUAUGUGCAUUUGUGUCUCUGUUGUAUAGGGAGCAGUAGUAGUUACUAUAACAUUGGCUCUAUGUUGUGAGGAUGCUGAUGAUGGUGUUAAGAGCCAGUGAUGUUAUUUUAUCACAUCAUGCCAUUGAGCAAGGAUGAUAUGACAAGCAUACACUGUGCUUGAUUUUGUUUGCCACGUGAGAAACUCUUCACAAUGCUUGUAAGAGAUGACCUGAUCUUUUUUGUUA
Messenger RNA from Phragmites australis (common reed), 2321 nucleotides. RefSeq names its product LRR receptor-like serine/threonine-protein kinase ER2. NCBI's taxonomy places the organism in Eukaryota, Viridiplantae, Streptophyta, Magnoliopsida, Poales, Poaceae. The coding region runs from base 640 to 1845 and encodes 401 amino acids. Gene Ontology annotation, molecular function: protein binding. The record is from RefSeq and is a predicted model, not a curated record. The transcript has 2 exons.